Messenger RNA from Danio aesculapii, 1093 nucleotides. RefSeq names its product valosin containing protein lysine (K) methyltransferase (gene vcpkmt). Gene Ontology annotation, molecular function: protein-lysine N-methyltransferase activity. The record is from RefSeq and is a predicted model, not a curated record. The transcript has 5 exons. Gene Ontology annotation, biological process: peptidyl-lysine methylation. The coding region runs from base 8 to 679 and encodes 223 amino acids. Gene Ontology annotation, cellular component: cytoplasm; cytosol. NCBI's taxonomy places the organism in Eukaryota, Metazoa, Chordata, Actinopteri, Cypriniformes, Danionidae.
AAAAAACAUGGCGUCUGACGAAGACUCGGGAGAUUAUUUUGUCAGAGAAAUAGAGAAAAAUGAUGGGUCUGUAUUGAGAAUGUAUCAGUGCAGUAAAGGAGACGUGGGCUGUGUCGUAUGGGACGCUGCUAUUGUCCUGUCAAAAUACCUCGAAACGGAACAGUUUUGCAGUAGUGGGUCCGGUGUGAGUAUGUUGUCCUGCAAGAACAUUAUUGAACUGGGCGCAGGAACAGGACUCGUGGGUCUCGUGGCUGCAUCUCUGGGGGCAAAUGUCACAUUGACAGAUCUGGAAGACCUGCAGCAUCUCCUUCAGCUGAACAUUAAGAAGAACCAGCAUCUCAUCCACACAGGCUCAGUCACAGCCAAGGUACUGAAAUGGGGGGCAAGUGUUGAAGAUUUUCUACCUUAUCCUCAUUACAUUCUGAUGGCUGACUGUAUCUACUACGAGCAGUCUGUGGAGCCACUAGUGGAGACUCUAAAACUCUUGGCUGGACCAGAAACAUGUAUCAUCUGCUGCUACGAGCAACGCACUGUUGGUGUCAAUCCUGAGAUAGAGAAGAGAUUCUUUGAGCUGCUUCUGCAAGACUUCCAGUCAGAGGAGAUCCCGUCUGAGAAACAAGACCCUGAGUUCAACAGUCCUGACAUUCACAUUCUCCACCUGCGGCGAAGAGUCAGAUGAAGGACUUUUGUGCUCCAGUGUUUGAAAUAGUGUGGAGGGGUUGCGUGUUUUUGCAUUUUAGUGGAUGCCGUUGUUGUUGUCCGGAUGUCUGUUAAAGUGUCUAUUCUGUAUAAUGACUAUUUAAUGCAAUGAUUUUCUUUAUAAUGUGGUCUUGGAGGAUGGCCUUAAGGCAAUAGUUUACCCAAAAAUGAAAAUUCUGUCAUUAUUUACUCCCCAUUCACUUGUUCCAAACCUGUUUAAGUUUCAAACUCAAAGGAAGACGUUUUGAAGAAACAUGAAAACCUGUAACCAUUGACUUCCAUGGCUUUUGUUUCUCCUACUAUGGGAGUCAAUGGUUACAGGUCUUCAGCUUUCUUCAAAAUAUCUUCUUUUGAGUUCAACAGAGGAAAGAAAAUUAAAAACUUUUUAUAACCA